GGGGGAGGGGGAGUGGAAAGAGAAGUGGGGGGAGUGUGUAAUGAUUUGGAGUGCUGAAAGCCAGGCGCAAUUUAUUUAAUUCUUGGACGAGAAAACUCGAAGAAACUGCGACCAGUCGGGGCGAAGCGUUUAAUUUUACGGAACAUGAACCCCGUCGCGAGCAUGCCACCCUGAGGUCAGUGGAACGGUGAGUUAUCAGCAGCGAGAAAAACAGAAAAGACAGACUGCAGCAGACGACAUUUUAGCGUCGUGCGAGAGUGGGUGUAAACGCACGAGUUUCUUUGUAACGAAACGAGUAAAUUCUGACAGGAUGUGCUUAUUUCGCAGUGACGCAGUGACACUCCCAGCCCCGCCAGCUUCGAGGUUGGCCUCCGUCCCGUCUUUUUGUACUUAACCUCGCAGUACAUGCAAGUUCUUCUCAUCUAUUGUCUGCAUCUUAGUUUGGCAGCCUAACAUUUUUGAACAGAUAUGAAUUCUUAGAUUUGGUGUGGACACACCCCCAGACUACAGUUUUGUUUCCAAAUGCCCUCCGAUUACCUUGUUUCUUUCCUUAUCUUCUUUAUCUUUUGUCACAAAGGAUUCUUUAUCUUGUUCAGUACUCUUAGAUUGCUACGCAUUUCUUUUCCCCUAAGGAUUUGUUAUCUGUCCUUCUAAGGGGCAUGUUCAGUCUGCUCAAGUUUUCUCCGCUGUGAACUGUUGAAGACUCUUGUUUGUGUUGUGCUGGUGCCCAAUCAACAGAUUGGCAAGUGUGCAUUGUCACAUUGCUUUGUGGUGUGUGUGUUGGUGUCUGUGUGUUGGGGCCUGGUUAGGGGAGUUUCAAAUGGGCCAACAUGCUGCCAGAUCCACACUGCCAGUCGUUUUGUUUUACUUGCACUGUGGUUGGCAGCCGCACCGCCGCCAUGGCCAACUGGACGUCGCCGUCGGCCUCGGUGUGGCUGGACGGGCUGUUCUACCUCGCCGUGGCCCUGUCCCUGGCCAAGCUGGCCCUGGUGGCGUGGGGCUCGCCCGCCGCCUCCGCCUGCCUUCGGAUCAUCGGCGAGUGGCUCUGGGAGAUAAGCGCUCCAGCACGCAGGGCAGCAUGA
This is a messenger RNA of Thrips palmi, 1082 nucleotides long. RefSeq lists its product as uncharacterized. NCBI's taxonomy places the organism in Eukaryota, Metazoa, Arthropoda, Insecta, Thysanoptera, Thripidae. The transcript is spliced from 3 exons. The record is from RefSeq and is a predicted model, not a curated record. The coding region runs from base 831 to 1082 and encodes 83 amino acids.